Bufo gargarizans (Asiatic toad) is the source of this 2078-nucleotide messenger RNA. RefSeq names its product V-set and transmembrane domain containing 2 like (gene VSTM2L). The record is from RefSeq and is a predicted model, not a curated record. The transcript has 4 exons. NCBI's taxonomy places the organism in Eukaryota, Metazoa, Chordata, Amphibia, Anura, Bufonidae. Bases 50 to 631 code for a protein of 193 amino acids.
UCGCAUCCUGCAGUGGGAGAGCGGCCGGAGCCCCCCGGGUGACAGCACCAUGGGAGCCUGGGGACUGAGCCUGGGGGUCCUGCACUGCCUGGGGGUCUACAUCCAUCUGAGCGUCGGAGACAAGCACAACACAGCCGAUGCUUUGUUCACAGAAAUCCCACAUGAUGUUAGCGCACACCCUGGAGAAGACGUGGAGAUGGCAUGUUCCUUCCGUGGCAGUGGUGACAUCCCCUACUCACUGGAAAUCCAGUGGUGGUAUAUCCGCACCCACAAGGACUGGGCAAACAAGGAAACGUGGGAAGACAGCCAGUUGAAAUCUCUACCGGGGACACCUGAGAAGGGCGCCACUAAGAUAAGCGUAGUAAAGGUCUUUGGCAGCAACAUUUCGCACAAACUGCGCUUGUCUCAUGUGAAAAUCUCUGAUGAAGGAACCUAUGAAUGUCGUGUUCUGGAUUACAGUGAUGGAAAAGGAAGGCAACAUCGCGUCAAGGCUUUCCUUCGCGUGGAGACAGAGUCAGGCCGCCGAAAUACGGUUCCUCACCGCCAACAGGACACCAGCACUCACCGCCACUUCCAAGUCAAAGAGCUUAAAAAGCGAGCGGCAGAGCCCUGUGACCAGUGCCAGGUGUAGAUGGACUGUGGGUACUUUUCCCAAACACUGAUGUACAGAGGAGUGCAUGAGAGGCUUCCCAUCCUUCUCCAUCUGAAAAUCGUUGUCUACUUGCAAGCAGGAAUGGCCAGUGGAGAACAGGGACUUUAUUACUUUACCCCAUCACGUGACUUAUUUAUUUUCUUGGUGAAGGGCAUUGAAGUUGCUCAGACUGUUAUCUACGUGGACAAAAAAAGGGAGCUCCUCCACCAUUGUCCACCAAUCGUAACGCUGCACCCUGCUAUUUCAUUACCCGGACUGCACCAGUUAUUGAGUUCAUAUAGAUCAUUGGCAUUACAGGGAGUAUAAAUUCCCAGGAUGCCUUUGAGUAGAUGAUCUCAAGAUAUAUGGGACUGGGGUAAAAGUGGAAAAGCCUUAUUCGAAAGGCCUCUCAUUGACUGGUCCACUUUUCAAUGUAAUGUCUUAUAGGACUCUCCAACAUUAUGUGAUGGUCAAAUUGCUAAAAAUAUCUAACCAAGGGUUUCCUUCCCCGUUUUAUCCAAGAAUAUAUAUCCCAAAAGUGGCAUCAGUCCUCCUAUUCUCUUUGUGUGUCAUAAUCAUUGACUAACUCAAAUGUAUUGCCUUCUCAUCAAAGGAAACAUACCUCUCUUCAACAUGGAAGCAACAUAUGGAAGUAUGUGUCUCUAUCUAUAAAGUGACUUUUUUGAGGUUAAUUCAUCUCUAUUUUAGAUCACUUUGAUGCUGUGACCUUUGUGGGGAGAAAUUACUUGCUGUAACUGAAGAGAUCUAGUGGUAGAACUUAUCUACAGGAAAAGCAGAGACGUCUCCAAAGGAAGACACUGCUGUAGACUGCUGAUUAGGGUUUGUUGCUAAUGAUCACUACAGAUGGGUGUCUCUGCUUUGGUUAGGUAAGAGUAGAGUAGUAGGAGAGCUCAUUUACAUGUGCAGUAACUUCAGAAACAUUUGAUGUUGAGGAAGAUUGUUGGGUCUAAACAUCUGGUUUCUUGCUGCCUUUUGCAGAAGGCAAGACAGGUCAUGAGUAAAAGACCAUGUAGUUGAGUAAGUCUAAUGCUCCUCUGACAGGAUCGCACAACGUUGUUAUGAUUUAUAAUGCAGUGUGACCACUAGAGUCCUGAAAUCUACUGAAUUAGACUGACAGCAUUAUGUCAGUGUAAUUCAAUAGAUUCCCACUUUCGCAGGGACACAAAUCAUUAUAAUGCUGUGCAGUCCUGUCAGAGGAGCAGAGUUAGACUAGGACUUCUCACUGACACACACUGCAAGUUUCUCACAUUAAACUUGCUCAUGUAUGUCUGGCCUAAUAGGUUAGACUACAAACCAUUGAGGUCUAUGACAGGCAACCUUUUCUUUAUGGAGGAACCCAUAAGGAACUGGGGAAUAUUCUGGAUCAUCCAUGGAUUGCUGAACUACAGCUCUACAACAUAAGUAAAUGUGGACCCUUUCAUUUGUA